AGCUCGCCCUCCCUGUUUGCACCUUAGAACGUUAAAUCAUCCCCCCCAAAAAAAUGGAGCUCUUCUUAAUCGAGCGCAUUUCCCAUUAAUCCCCCUUGUUCCCGUAGGAUACUUUAUGACCAUCAAAACGUGUCCUCCUCCUCCCACCCCCCCAAAAUAAUCAAAAAUAAUGGGGAAAGUAUAAUAUCGUAAGAAUCGAUAUUUAAAAUGAUGACUGGGGAAACAUGUGUUCCGGCGACGGAUUAUUUCAGUUAAAGUUUCGCGGGUUGAGGGUGAACAACACCGCCGCGACGGCAUUUGUUUAUUUCCCGCUCCGGCCCGGUUGCUAUGAUGUUUUCAUUAUUUUUAACAUGAUUCCAGGUAAGUCCUUUAAGGCCCAAAGAAAUCUCACUUAAUCCCACUUCUGAUCUAGGCGAUUUAACGAGCAAAAAAUGUCCCGGAAACUCUCCAAUUUUCGGCAGCUGUCCCUCGGUUGCGACCAACAACAGAAAAAACGCGCGGGUCUCACCAAACAGUUCUCCGAAGACGUCCCGGAGCCAUGGUUCGAUCAGCAGCAAGAAAUCCAGGUUUCCUUGAAUAAGCCAAAGAAGCCCGCCCCCAGUGAGAGUAAAAGUGUAAAGCUGGCUUGGGGGGACGGCUUCAACCUGAACGAGGAAGUGAUCAUAAAGAAAUGCAAAGAGGUCAAGAGGGAGCGAGGGAAGCUCACCAGACAUCCCUCCCUGGAAAAGGACUCCAUCUUAAACUCGAAACAGGAGUUCAAUAAGCCGCGUGCGAGCGACAAGGAGAACGAGAAGAGCGACAACAAGACCAACAGCCUCCAGAUCUAUUUGGCACAUAAUUUACAAGACUCCGCCGCUGCGGAGGAAGUGACGGAGCCGGAGAAGUUCGAGCCGAAGUACUUGCAACCCCUGAUCGACUUCAACCAAUCGAAACCCUUUCAAAUCAAGAAGAAUAGUGGCAAGAAGAUCCCGGAGAAACCUCCGUUUGGCAGGAGCAACACCAUCGUGGUGGUGCCCCUAGAGAACCAUAAGGAGGAACGCCAGGACCAGGAGGAGGAGGAGGCCAAGGCUGACCUGCCUAGCGGUGAGGGAAUCAACGUAAUAAUCAGACCCAUGACCGCGCAAAGUAGACGAGAAAAGUUCCAGAAACGCACCAGUUCCGCCUUCCACAAGGAGCAAGCGAACUUCCGGCCCCCCUUGGUCAGAUCCUCCUCGGCCCCGAGCACCAAACAUCACGACAAAGGUAAAUUUUUGGCAUCCAAACGUAAAGUGAAAACCUCCAAGAGGUCUCCGAAAAGUGAGGAGCCGGGGGAGGCAUCGUGCGAAACGAAAGAGUGGAAGAAUGCCGCCCAACCCCCGCCGGAAAUCGUCACCAUGGUCUCCCUGAUCAGCCCCAGCGGGAGCGAGAACGAGGCGGAGUCCGAGGAUGAAAGGGAGCGUCCGAAAUCGGUGCUCAAGAGCCCCUCGGGGGAUCAUAAAAACGCCGCCACCCCCCUCGAGGGGGAGGGCAAAAAUGUCACGUUAAGGAAGACGGUGAAAUCAGUCGCGGUUUUUCCAGUGUCAUUUCAACAAUCCAGCAUCCACGCGGUCCGGAGUUUUAGCGCCAGUUUUCCGGCAAGAAGGGCCUCCAUGGCCGCCGCCCUUUCCACACAUCCGAACACGAAAAAUGGACCGCAGAAGGGUCAAGAGAAACGGGGGACGAAUCCGGGAUCUCCAGACGCUGAUGAACGGGUUCCCAAGAGGAGGUUGCUGAGGAGUAACACGGAGGAGAGCAAGGCGAGUUCCUCAUGGAAGAAGGCCACUAGUCAAAUAGGGCUGCUGAAGGCUCCUAAAGGGGAGUUCUCGGUUGAUAUUCAGACGAAGGGUAGUCAGGAGGGUAAGGAGUCGAUGAAACUGGAUCUAGAGGACAAUGUCAUUUUGAUUACUCCGGAGGAGAAGAAACCUUCGCCAGAGAAACCGGCGGAGGAGCGACCCGCGAGCGACGACACCCCCAAAGAGAAACAAUGCUGGGCCAUGUACUGUAAAAUGACCGAAAAAGGAAUCAACGUUUCGUACGACACCAUCCUCAGGGGCAUGCUUACGCCAACCGAGUACCGGAUAAGGAGGAAGACCUCGAUCGCGGAAGAGAUGAAUAUUAUGGUGAACCCGGCUCAAGCAUCUAGUGAGGAGGAGGAGGAUCAGAAACCAGGCACUCACUAAAAUAGUUGUUUGUAUGUUUUUUUAGAGCGUUUAUACUACUAGAGAGAGCAAUAAAUAGAUUUGC
Messenger RNA from Anthonomus grandis grandis, 2262 nucleotides. Its product is annotated as triadin. The transcript is spliced from 6 exons. The coding region runs from base 432 to 2198 and encodes 588 amino acids. NCBI's taxonomy places the organism in Eukaryota, Metazoa, Arthropoda, Insecta, Coleoptera, Curculionidae. The record is from RefSeq and is a predicted model, not a curated record.